Messenger RNA from Cavia porcellus (domestic guinea pig), 1979 nucleotides. RefSeq names its product ankyrin repeat and SOCS box containing 6 (gene Asb6). The coding region runs from base 162 to 1427 and encodes 421 amino acids. Gene Ontology annotation, biological process: intracellular signal transduction. Lineage: Eukaryota; Metazoa; Chordata; Mammalia; Rodentia; Caviidae. Gene Ontology annotation, molecular function: protein binding. The record is from RefSeq and is a predicted model, not a curated record. Gene Ontology annotation, cellular component: cytoplasm; nucleus. The transcript is spliced from 6 exons.
GACCGGAAGUACGCUCGAAGAUCACUUCCGGCGCGCUGUGGCUGCCUGGGCGGUGGACCCCGACGGGCGCGGGGCUGGGACCAGUGGAGCCGGUAAGUGCUCUGCUGGCGUCUCGGUCAGGGCGGAAGGCGUGGCUGCAGCAGCGCACCCGGGCCGCCGCGAUGCCGUUCCUGCACGGCUUCCGGAGGAUCAUCUUCGAGUACCAGCCGCUGGUGGAUGCCAUCCUGGGCGCCUUGGGAAUCCAGGACCCCGAGCGGCAAGAGCCCCUGGACGGGCCCAGCUAUGUGGCUAGCGAGGAGAGCCGGCUCCGAAUCCUCGGAGAGCUGCUGGAGAAGAAGGCCCACUCCCCAUUCUACCAGGAGGGCGUCAGCAGCGCGCUGCUCAAGAUGGCUGAGCUGGGGCUCACACGGGCGGCUGCCGUCCUCCUGCGCAGUGGGGCCAACCUCAACUUUGAAGACCCCGUCACCUACUACACAGCCCUGCACAUCGCUGUCCUGCGAAACCAGCCUGACAUGGUGGAGCUGCUGGUGCACCAUGGGGCUGACAUCAACCGGAGGGACCGGAUCCACGAGAGCAGCCCUCUGGACCUGGCCAGUGAAGAGCCUGAGCGCCUGCCAUGCCUGCAGCGCCUGUUGGAGCUGGGAGCUGACGUCAACGCGGCCGACAAGCAUGGGAAGACAGCUCUGCUGCACGCGCUGGCCAGCAGCGACGGAGUGCAGGUCCACAAUACGGACAACAUCCGGCUCCUGCUGGAGGGAGGAGCAGAUGUCAAGGCCACCACCAAAGAUGGGGACACCGUGUUCACCUGCAUCAUUUUCCUGCUCGGGGAGACCGUGGGCGGGGACAAGGAGGAGGCCCAGAUGAUCAACCGAUUCUGCUUCCAAGUCACACAGCUGCUGCUGGCGCACGGGGCCGACCCCAGCGAGUGCCCGGCCCAUGAGUCCCUCACGCACAUCUGCCUCAAGAGCUUCAAGCUGCACUUCCAGCUCCUGCGCUUCCUGCUGGAGUCAGGGGCCGCCUACAACUGCUCUCUGCAUGGUGCGUCCUGCUGGUCCGGCUUCCACAUCGUCUUCGAGCGCCUCUGCUCACACCCAGGCUGCGCCGAGGAUGAGAGCCACGCAGACCUGCUGCGCAAGGCUGAGACCGUGCUGGACCUCAUGGUGACCAACUCCCGGCGGCUCCAGCUGCCCGCGAACUUUGACAUCCACCCGGUGGGCAACCUGGCUGACAAGAUCCAGGCCUUGCACCGAUCCCUGCGGCAGCUGGAACUCCGCCCCCCAUCCCUCAAGCACCUGUGCCGGGUACACAUCCGGCUGCACUUACAACCGUGGCCCGUGGACGUGAAGGUCAAGGCGCUGCCGCUGCCCGACAGGCUCAAGUGGUUUCUCCUCAGCGAGCACAGCGCUGCAGCCGAGGACGACAGCUGACAGGAGCCAGCCAGGCACCAGUGUCCACCAGUGCUGCCUGGGGAGGGGCCUCUGUCUCCUGGGGAGCCAGCCCCCCCUCCCUCGUGGCAUGGGGGCAUCUAGGCAUUUACAGAAGCAGGCGGCAUGGAGUCGAGUACCCUGAGCUGUGGCUGGAGUCCCAGGUCCCCAGUGGGACACAGUGAGCCUGCAAGGAAGCCAGGUCCUGCGCCUCUGCUCCAGACUGUCACUUGUGGAAAUGCUUUUGGUGUGCAGGGAGAAGGUACCCAGGGCCACCCCAGGCUGGUCAUCUCAGAUGUAUCUGGGACCCCUCCCCCGCCCUCCAAGUCUGGGGACGAUGCCUUCUGCUGGGCAGUGGCAGGACAGUCUUUUCCCAGGCUCCCCACAGCUGACCACUAGGCCUGUUAACUGCCCAGCACCAAACCCUCAAGCCACUUCCGGGCCACGAGGUCUGUUGGUUGGUCGGUCAGUCCUGGGGAAUUGUGGAGAAGCCUCUGGAAGAGCCCAGGCUGCUAAGCGAUAUAUUUAUAUCACAGAUUAAACGAUUAUCUUGGA